CGGGCGGGCGGCGUCCUUACGGCGGCGGGCACCCGAGAGCCGAGUCCCUGCACCGGCGCGGGCCUUCCCCGACCUGCUCAGCCGCGCCCCUUCCCUCCCCAGCCCGCGGGUGAUGGCCGACGGCGGGGCGCCGGAGGUCCUGCGCCUCAACGUGGGCGGCUGCGUGUACGCCGCCCGCCGCCGGUCCCUGUGCCGCUUCGAGGACUCCAUGCUGGCGUCCAUGUUCAGUGGUCGCUUUCCUCUCAAGACGGACGAGUCAGGGGCUUGUGUCAUUGAGCGGGAUGGACACCUGUUUAAAUAUCUUCUGGAUUAUCUUCACGGGGAGGUUCGGAUUCCUGAAGAUGAGCAGACGCGCAUUGCCCUGCAGGAGGAGGCGGAUUACUUCGGCAUCCCCUAUCCUGACAGCCUGUCCGACCACUUGGCCACUGAAAUGGAAACAUACUCUUUAAGGUCAAAUAUAGAACUUAAAAAGGCCUUGGCAGACUUCUGCGGCUCUUACGGCUUGGUCUGCAGUGAGCCCUCAGUCUGGGUUCUACACUACCUCAGCACCUCAGGUGCCAGCUGCGAGAGCAGGGUCAUCGGCGUGUAUGCCACAAGGGCCGAUGGCAUGGAUGCCAUUGAGCGGCAGCUGGGCGGCAGGAUCCACAGCAGGAGCAUCUUCAGGAGAGAGGCGGGAAAUAACAUCCAGUACAUUUGGAGCUAUUACUCGGUGGCAGAAUUGAAGAAAAUGAUGGACGCCUUUGACGCGUGGGAAGGAAAAGGUGUCAGCUACUGGCGGGUGCCCCACGGGCUGGUUGAGUGCUGGACCCUGGAGCAGCGGCCGCUGCUUGGGAGUGCAUGCCAUGCUGCGCCCCUGCGUAAGAGGUACCGGGACGACAGGGAGACAGCGGGUGCGGAGGAAGGAGGCGGUGUGAGUGGCAGAGUCGGGCCCCAGCCUGUGCGCUACCUGGGCCCCUCUACCAGCACGCAGAUCACCGUGCGCAACUCCGCCUCGGUCCGGCUGGCUCAGGCUAGCGCGGGCCCCGCUGCCGUGCGGGUGCUGGCCAAGCGGUCUCAGAGCGGUGGCCACGGCAGGGCGGCCCCGAGCCCUGUACCCCCUGUGGGCGUGGAGACAGUGAAGUCUCCUCACUGUCAUGGGGCCCGGAGCCCUGAAAAUGGGGCUGCGCCCCCUCUGCCUGCACAGGCGCCACCGCCUUCGGACAAGGACAGGAGGGCCCCGCCCCGCCGAGUGAUAAAGCUGAGGAGAACCCCGUUGUGCGCUGCCCCUGCCCCGCCCCCUCUGGAAGCUGCCAGCGCUCCGAGUGUACCCACUGGAAGCGCCAGCGGCCGGGCCGAUGGCCAGGAUGGGUAAAGUGUGGGCCCGACACUUCUGGCUCAGCUGCCGGGCCGGCCAGGCCAGCGGGAGGCCCACCCGGUGUCCCCCCGCGCUGACAGGAGGCGGGCUGGGGGUGUGGGAUGGGAGGGAGACUGGCGGGCCCUGUUUCUCUCUCCCGGUUUCAGAAGGGUUGUUCGUGUGGCGGUCAGGUGCCCGGUUUUCGCUGCUGUGAACUCUGUUCACGUUAGUUGGUAGCAGGGCAGCCGUGGGGCACAGCAGCGGUGAGUCUCGUUGCUGCUGAAAUGCAGAGCAGCGCAGACCGGGGUGUCUCGGUGUCGCCCUAGCACCUAGGAGCCUGGCCUGUCCACGAGGUGAGACAACAGGGAGGUGUCGCCUGCCUGCCUGGUGGUGGCGGUAGGGGAGUGGGUCAAGGCCGGCACCCGCCCGUGAGCGGGAAAAGCGGUCUGCGUCCCGGAAGGCGGAUGGUGCCGUGCAGGCCGAGCGUUGCCUGUCGCGGACCUUGCUGCGCUCUCCGUGAGCAGAGCGGUGUGCACGCUGCGCGAUGAGGCCCCGCGGCGGGAGCGAAGCGGCCUGGCGUGGGGCCCCGUGUUCAGAUACUGUGUUUUAAUUGGAGGCGUGAAGUUUUGAACAUGCUUAGAAAGAAGUUUAAAAUGUUUAAUUUUUUAAUUAAAGUUAAUAUUUGUUUUUUAGACGUGACCACUAGCUAUUCUGAUUAUAUGAUUUUUAUGCAUAAAAGGUCUACAUAACUUGAAUUUAAUAUUUUUAAACAAUUUGGAUUAAUCUAUUUUUUCAUGGCUGUUCCAUUGUGUGUGUGUGUUCUUAUGUGCUGUAUUUUGUACACAAAUUUCUGGAUCACAGAUUUCUGCUUUCAAAUUUAAGUUCCUAAAGCAGGGUCCUUUCCACUUCCUUGCAUUGCCUCAAAAGGGAAAAUACACUCAAAACAUCACUUCUUGCAAAAUAAAAGCUUUUCCCAUAAAAACAA
Molecule: messenger RNA, 2318 nt
Organism: Chinchilla lanigera (long-tailed chinchilla)
Lineage: Eukaryota; Metazoa; Chordata; Mammalia; Rodentia; Chinchillidae
Gene: Kctd18
Product: potassium channel tetramerization domain containing 18
Biological process (GO): protein homooligomerization
Source: RefSeq, a predicted model, not a curated record